Molecule: messenger RNA, 1229 nt
Organism: Aegilops tauschii subsp. strangulata
Lineage: Eukaryota; Viridiplantae; Streptophyta; Magnoliopsida; Poales; Poaceae
Source: RefSeq, a predicted model, not a curated record
ACACCUCUCACUCACUCCGCCCUCGCCCCCGCCACCUCAUCGACGCCUCGAAGCCGAACCCUGGGCAAGGAAAAAUACCUAACCCUAGCUGGUCCGCCAUGGCCAGGGAGGCGUCGUCGUCCUCCGCGCCGGGGCCCUCAGAGUUGCCGCCGGCGGCUGGUGGCAGCGGCAGCGGAAGCGGCGGGGACACGCCGCGAGUGACGCGGCGACGCGCCCGCGGCGACCCCCUCCUCAUCGUGUGCGGCUGCUUCAGCGUCGUCACGGCCGCCACCGCCUUGCUCUGCGUCGCCGUCAACGUCCUCUCCGCUGUCCAGUCCUUCCGCCGCAACGGUGGCUACAUAUUCGGGGGCAUAUUCCGGUGCUAUGCGGUGGUGAUCUCGCUGUUCGUGGCCGUCCUCGAGACCGAGUGGGGAUUCAUCAUCAAAUUCUGCAAGAUAUUGGAAUACUGGCCUGCAAGGGGGAUGCUACAGAUAUUUGUUGCUGUCAUGACGAAGGCAUACCCAAACGUUGAAAGGAGCGAUCUGAUUUUGCUUCAGGACAUUGCCAGCUAUCUGCUCCUUGCAUGUGGACUAAUCUAUGUAAUCUCGGGGGUAUUAUGUCUUGGUGUACUAAAGCGUUCUAGGCAGCAGAAAGCAACAUCACGAGAGCAAGCAGCCAAAGAUCUGCAUGAGCUGGAGAAGCGGAGAGAGGAACUCGAGGCAUUGUUAAUUGCUGAGAGGUCCGAAUUGGUCUGAUGAAUCUGAGCACGACGAUUUAACAUUUCUCACGUGGUGUAGAUAGAUUGUUGCUCCUGCUAAUUGCAUGCCACUUUUCAUGGUCAUCGAUUUGUCACCCGAGACAUUUUCGUUGGGAGUGCCCCCUUUUCCUGUUAGUGCUGACCUUUACCAAUCAUUUGCUUCCUAUGUUUACAUGGAUUGCAGUGGACCAUAUUGCGCUCUUAUUUUAUUUUUAGCUAGGAAUGGCUUGCUAACAUAUUUGGUAAAUCGACAGGUGUUCCAGUUUUCGUCUAGAUUUCUGCUGAAUUUGGUUUCUGGUGUGAGCAUUUUCGUGGAUGCAUGGAUCAAGCGGGAUUGUGUUGUCUCAGUUGUUGGAUUUAUGUCAAUGCCGUAGGCCUCAAAAUGUACCAUGCUGACAUGGUGUGUGUUUGUUGUCUCUGUAGUCUUUGACUGAACCAUGGAUGCUAAAUAAUUUUCUGUAUUUUGUGUAAUAGAGGGUUCAUGCUUGCUUAA